Scleropages formosus (Asian bonytongue) is the source of this 7164-nucleotide messenger RNA. RefSeq names its product meiosis regulator and mRNA stability factor 1 (gene marf1). Gene Ontology annotation, biological process: regulation of gene expression. The transcript has 27 exons. The record is from RefSeq and is a predicted model, not a curated record. The coding region runs from base 383 to 5680 and encodes 1765 amino acids. Gene Ontology annotation, molecular function: CCR4-NOT complex binding; RNA binding; RNA nuclease activity. Lineage: Eukaryota; Metazoa; Chordata; Actinopteri; Osteoglossiformes; Osteoglossidae. Gene Ontology annotation, cellular component: cytoplasm; peroxisome.
GUAAACCAGACAACCAUAUUACUACCAUAAAGAACAACCGUUUUUUUUCUGUCGCCGACAGAAAGUUUAGUAAGUAAAUCAACUGUUUGCCAUACAGUUGAUUUGAUGUGAUAUUUUUGUUGCGUUUUGGGGGCUUAACCGAUGUUUACGAAGACCGCCCACUGAAAACACUGUUAUUCUGGCGUACUUGCCGUUUUGCGACAGUGGGCCCUGGUUUGGCGGCAUAUGCAGGUUAGAAAACGGCCCCCGUUUCCAAGGAAAUAGGAAGGAGAAAGCAAGAGUUUCUGGAGGGAGAAAGCCAUGAAGAAUUAAGGGAAAGAAAAGGGAAGCAUGAGCGAGCAGCUGUUCGAGAGGAUGGUGAGGUCUGCUGCCCGGCUCUGCCAUGGAAGGUGUGGGACAGGAAGGCUCUGUUUGCGCUGCCAGGCCCUUCAGGUGGCUGAAGGGAGCAGAGAAUGAGGCUCCCUCCAGGCUGUGGGAGCUCUCCAGCUGCUUCUCCUCCUCGGAACCCAGUCCUCCCCGGCCCGAUAAACAGAAAGAGUACAUGGAAAACAGAAAUCCUGUCUUGGAAUUGAAGGAUAUUCCCCCUCCUCCCCGUCAUGAUUCUUCAAAACCCUUCCCUCUCGCUUCCCUUCCUCGGCCCCCUCCCUGUCUCCAGCCCUAUCCCCAGGAAUCCCCGCAAAAGCAGCAGCCGCUGAGUAGCCCAAAAGUAAGCGCGUGCACUCACUGUGAGGGGAACCUGCACUUUCAGCUAGGUGCUGACACUAGGCAGGGCAACAGGGCGCUGGGUUGUGGCGGUGUUAGUUGUGGUGGUGGGAGUAGUAGCAGUUUCUCUCUUCAUUUCUCUAAACCUGAAGGUACAAGAGAUGAGCUCACGUGUCCAGGGACCUCUACCCUGCGACCGUCUUACCCAGGUUUGGCAAAUGCCUGCCUGCAAGCCCAUCCCUCAGGCAGUUGUGAGCUGCAGCUAUCUUCAGUGGCCACCUCACAGCCUCUUGCAUCUCACCAGCACCUGCCUUGUUGCACCGGGCUACUGAGGCCUGUGCACCCGCUCCCUCCAUUUCCACCUCCCUGUGGUCAGUCCAAGCUCCUUUCCACUGCACCCUCUGUCUCUGCCCCUUUGCAUGGGGGCUGCUUGACCUCUUCAGGGUUUUACCCCUGUGGUGUGGAAUACAGUCUUGGAGCCAGAGGGGACCAGCAUUUCCUGACACAUGGUGAUCUCGCCACUUCAACACAGCUUUGCACCAAUCCUUCGCACCUAAAUGUUGAACACACAGUUUGUCUGAAAGGCACGCACUACUGCAGAGAGUGUUUGUCAAAGUCCACCAGAGGUUUGGUGACAGAUUCAAAAAAAGCAUGGCCUAGCAUCCCCCCUCCAGCAACGCAGUCGGCCCCCGUACCCAUCCCUGUGUGCAACGGGUGCGGUGUCCCUGGGACCUCAGCUGAUGGCUUUUUGUUGCUUGGAACAAGCCUUGGCAAAAGCAGCCAAAAAUAUGGUUCUCCAGAGGGUGGGGGACAGGAGAACCUCCCUCCAAUUGGGGUCUUCUGGGAUAUUGAGAACUGCUCUGUGCCCAGCGGCCGCUCUGCUGGGGCUGUGGUGCAGAGGAUUCGCAACCACUUCUUCCAGGGCCACCGUGAGGCAGAGUUCAUUUGCGUCUGUGACAUCAGCAAGGAGAAUAAGGAGGUCAUCCAGGAGCUCAACAACUGCCAGGUGACAGUGGCACACAUUAAUGCCACUGCCAAAAAUGCAGCAGACGAUAAGCUGAGACAGAGCCUUCGCCGCUUUGCUGACACGCAUACAGCUCCUGCCACCGUGGUGCUCGUUUCCUCCGACGUGAACUUUGCGAGUGAGCUGAGCGACCUCCGUCACAGACAUGGCUUCCAGGUCAUCCUGGUGCACAAGAAUCAGGCCUCUGAAGCUCUGCUGCAGCACGCACACCAGCAUGUGGCCUUCGAGGACUUUGUGUCUGACCUGCCUCCCAGAAUGCCAAUGAAAUCGCAGCCCUGUUUCAACCUGCUAUAUGUCUACAACCUCCCAACCAACCGGGAUGGCAAGAGUGUGAGCAACAGGCUGCGUCGCCUGUCGGAUAACUGCGGUGGAAAAGUGCUGAGCAUCUCGGCGGGUUGUGCCGUGCUGCGCUUUGGCAGCCAGGAGGCUGCCGAGCGCGCCAGCAAACGCAUGGAGAAUGAGGACGUCUUUGGCAACCGCAUCAGCGUGUCGUUCCACCCGCGUGCCAAAGAGGGCUUGCGGGGGGAAGCCACCAAACUGCCCCUGGCCAGCACAUUUGUGCCUGUAGAGAAGCCUCGGUCCCCAAGGCGUACAGGUCGCGUGGCCCGGCUGUGCCAGAGCAGCCGGGAUGCCGCCCCUGAGCAGGCCUUCAGCCCUCGGAAGGGUUCAUGCACACUUGCAGCUGGUGGCCCUGCGGCAAGGAGCUUCCAGGAGCUGUGCAAUUUGGAACCAAAGCCCAAAAUUAAGAGCAGCGGUGACACUGUGCCCUCUCAGAAUGAUGGUGAGAGCACGGUCCAACUGUCCUCCAAAAUCAAUAGCAUGCUAGACACAACACUGCGAGCCGGUGUAAGACGGGACUGCUCUACCCCACGCAGCAUGUCUGAUUCACCUGUGGAAAGGACUGAUAGAAGCGGGGUGGAGUUCCAGGUCAGCACUCCCUCUGCCUUCAGUAAACUCAGUCUGCAGAAAACAUUCAGUCCUCUCAUUCUCUCUCAAGGGUCCUGGUCAUCCAGGAGUGCAUCGCCUUGCCUGUCCAACCGCUCCUCCCCCCUGACCGUGCCAUCUCGCAGCCCUAUCCCAGAUACUAGCUCAGAGCCCUUCUCUGAUGGCGUGGAUAUCCAGGUGGCCAACAUGGACUACAGGAUGUCUCGGAAGGAGCUGCAGCAAAUCCUGUAUAAUACCUUUUCCAAGCAUGGCCGGCAGGUGAAGAACGUGGAGCUGAGCCCACACACAGACUACCAGCUAAAGGCUACCGUGCAGAUGUGCUCCCUGCAGCAGGCCAUUAGUGCCGUCAGCAGCUUGCACCGUUACAAGAUCGGCAGUAAGCGCAUCCAUGUUUCCCUGGUCACUGGUGCCAACAGCAAGUCUCUUGCUCCCCUCAGCUCUGAAAUAAUUGGCAUUCUCCAGGAUGCUCCAGCCUGUUGCCUACCACUGUUCAAGUUUACUGAGAUCUAUGAGAAAAAGUUCAGCCGCAAGCUGGCAGUGAGUGACCUAUACAGACUGACGGAUGUGGUGGCAGUACGUGAUCAGGGUAAUAGCCGUUUGGUAUGCCUGCUGCCCAGCAGCCAGACACGCCAGAGCCCCUUGGGCUCCUCUCAGUCCCAUGAUGGCUCUUCAACCAGCAGCAGCCCUGUGGUGUUUGAGGAGCUUGAGUACCACGAACCAGUGUGCAAGCGCCACCACCCACAGCACAGUUUCAGCGAGUCUGACUUCGACCCGGACUCAUACAGGGUCCCAUUUGUCGUGUUGUCCCUGAAGUCCUUCUCUGCUCAAGUACACAGUCUACUACAGACCCACGAGGGAACUGUGCCACUGCUUAGUUUCCCAGAGUGUUAUGCAGCAGAAUUCAGCCCACUUACAUUAGGUGAAGAAGGAGAGCUGGAGGGAGGAGUACCUCUGGAACACCUGAUUACCUGCAUCCCAGGCAUUAAUAUCGUAACUUCACAGAAUGGCUUCAAGGUUAUCAAGUGGAUCCACAACAAGCCACCAGCACCUAAUGCAGACCCCUGGGUUCAGCGCUGCAAGAGCCCCGUAGGGAACCCGCAGCUUAUCCAGUUUAGCCGAGAGGUCAUUGACCUGAUGAAGAGUCAGCCUUGCUGCAUCAUGCCUGUCAGCAAGUUCAUCCCCUCAUACCAUCAUCACUUUGCAAAGCAGUGCCGUGUGUCUGACUAUGGCUACUCAAAGCUACUGGAACUGCUUGAGGCCGUGCCCCAUGUUUUGCAGAUCCUGGGCAUGGGGUCCAAGAGAAUGCUCACCUUGACUCACCGUGCACAGGUGAAGCGCUUCACGCAGGACCUACUCAAACUGCUCAAGUUCCAGGUCAGCAAGCAGGUGGUCAUCAGAGACUUCAUGCAGGCCUACCACUGGUGCUUCUCCAGGGACUGGAGGGUGGUCGAUUAUGGCAUGUGUGACCUCAUGGACCUGCUGGCAGAGAUACCUGAUACGACAAUUACUAUCACCCAGCAAGAUGCAGACACCAUAGUCUCUAUUCCUAAGAGAGAGCGAACCCCAGAGGAGGUGGAGAGAACUAAGCAGUUUGCUAAGGAAGUGGUAGACCUCCUGCGCCACCAGCCCCACUGCCGUAUGCCCUUCAGCAAAUUCAUCCCCUCCUACCACCAUCACUUUGGUCGGCAGUGCAAGCUCACCUACUAUGGGUUUACCAAACUGAUGGAGCUUUUUGAGGCUAUUCCUGAUGUGUUGCUGGUGCUGGAGUGUGGAGAGGAGAAGAUCUUAACCCUGACAGAGAUGGAGAAGUUGAAGGCGCUAGCUGCCCAGUUUGUGAAACUUUUACGCUCCCAGAAGGACAGUAGUCUGUCUAUGAGUGAUCUGCUUUCUGAGUAUAGCAAGACCUUUGGCUACGGCCUGAAGCUCCAGGACUUUGACGUCAGUUCUGUUCCAGCCCUGCUGCAGAAGCUGUGUCAUGUGGUCAAGGUGGUGGAUGGAGUGAAUGGUCGAGAGGUGCAGCUAAUCAAUAGGAAGUCCCUGCGCUCACUUACCACCCAGCUGUUGGCCUUACUCAUGUCACUGCCAGUCGAGCAAAACUCUGUGACGGUGGAGGAGCUGAGCCAGCAGUAUGAAACCACGCAUGGUGCUCCCUUAAAUCCUUGUGAAUAUGGCUUUGUUUCCCUCAGUGAGCUCCUCAAGAGUCUGCCUUACCUGGUAGAGCUUUUCGAGAGUGAGGAGGGUGAUGGAAAGGAACAGGUCAGGUUGACUCGGCUCUAUCAAUUUGCCCGCAGCGUGCGGGCUCUGUUGCACACUUACCAUUACCAUCAGAUCUUCUUGACUGAGUUCCCUGCAGCCUUCAGCAAGUAUACAGGCAAAGGCUUGUUGCCACGCUCAUAUGGAUACAGCACUGUUGAUGAGCUGCUGGCAGCGAUUCCACAGGUUGUCUGGAUUAAAGGUCACGGACACAAGAAGAUUAUCGUUCUGAAAAACGAUAUGAAAGCACGUUGUAGUCCAGUUGCAGUAGAGAGCCUGGUGCUGGAAGGAGAGAGCAGCAAGAGUGCAAAAAAAGCCACAGAGCAUGCGGAACAGAGUCCAGCUGCCAGUGCAGUGGAGACAGAGUUGCUGUGCCUGAACUCAAACUCACCUGUGGACCUCCUCUGUGGUCCAGUUCCCUCAUGCCUGCCCUCUCCUCAGCUACAUCCUGACCCUGUCCUACUGCAGCACACAGAUCUGAUCCAUUUUGAGGAGCAGCCUUCACUGACAACAGGCAAAAAGACCCCAGAGCCUCCUGCAUCUGCACCAGAUAUCUGCGAACAUGCCCCAUGCCAUGAUGACCCCUCUCCCCUACCAGUCAAGGACAGCAAACCCUUCAAAGCGGAGAUAGCUUCUCCAGUGACCAAGCCCCGCGUUCCCAAGGCCUGCCUGACCGACAGCCCCAGUAAAAGGGCCUCUCGCAACAAAGUGAAGCUGGCAGCUAACUUCUCUCUUGCCCCUGUCACGCGCCUCUGAUUUCACCCAUUUUAGCUGUCUACACCAACAGGAGCACCUGUUUCUGCCCUUUUUCCUCCUUUUCACCUUUUUCCUUAUGAUUCCAACUGUUUGGCUUUGUGAACCAUGUGCUAUUGUGUCUCUUAUUUUGUAUUUAAUUGUACACUGUCUCCCAUUUUCCUUUUCACCUUCAAGCUGUGAAUAUUUUUUUUUUUUUUUUUCUUGUGGAACUGCAAGCGUCAUGGAUUACAUGAAAACUUUGUCUCUGGUCCCAGUAUGAAUUUUCCAUUUUAGGUUGUAGUCGUGAACAUUGUAGUAAUGAGAAUGUGCUAAAUUCAGCCUUAUUUUUGAUCGUAAUUAAAUGCUGGAUAAAUAAUGGUGGGGAACUGGGUGAAAUAAACCAGUGAAGUGUGAGUGCGUUGAAACUGCAUGGAGGGAAAAGUCACGAACUCAAAAGGAUGUACUUAGCGGAAUGGUUUGCCGACUUUUAAAAGCUCUAAUUUCAGUAGCUCUCUGUGGAAUGAACAACCAAAAUUGGCUGGAAACUCAUUUCAGUAUGGAGAACAUGAGACUAGAAAUGGAACUUUUAAAACUAACUCUGUUCCAUUUAAAUUUUUGGUAUAGCUUUAUUUUAGCUGCCGUUAGUGAUGAAGAUGAUUUAUGUUCUAGUCUGAGGCUAUGACUUGUAAUUCACAGUUGGGCCAUGGCGACCAGAAAGUAAUAGAUGGGGUCAUUGUGUUGGUGUCAUCUCCCAUUGUAACUCUGUUACAAUGGACAAGUAAUUAGUGUCCUCUUCACUCUAGUUGUGAGUCUAAGACUUGUUUAACUUGGUGAAUCACAUCAUUACCUUUCUUGUUUAAGCCAUUUAGAAUAUUUGGUUUGGAAAUGCAGCAUUGAAAUAAGCUUCUGUUAAUUGGUAAGUGGCAUCUUUGUGCAUUGUUUGGAUAGCAGCGUUUGACAUGAAACAAGGUAUGAAGAGGGAGUUAGCCUCUAGGUGCUUGAGAUGAUUGCUGUCGUCAGCUCUGCUCCAAUAUGCAGGACAACAUGGAAAGUGUUUUUGUGCCCAAGUUCUUGGCAAGUCUGAGGUCUGUUCCGAUGGGGCCAGAUGUGCGCGUCUCUGGAAGAGAUCAACCUCAUCCUUCAAGCGUUCGCACCUCUGUUUCUACAGCCUGAACGGAAGCAUUCCAGCACUCCGUUAGCUGCUGCGAGCCAAGCGCAAACUCCUUGUGUCUUCACGUGUGCUGAUAGGGACUGCGGUUUGCACUUGAGUGGGUGGUGUGAAAUAUGCAUGGAAUGCAUAAAUCACUUUUUGUGCAUGUUCAAAAUUAAGGGAAGCCAGUCGUGCAAAUGGUAAAUGUAGCUGAACCGCAUUUUUAUGUAGUUUUGAGUCAUUUCCACUGCCUUAGCUGCUGAUGGGAGAUGUGUACAAUCUCCUUUACAAGUCUUGUGGAAGUGUCAAGGUUUUGUUUGUUAACCUUGUUGAUUUUGCUUUUUUUUUUUUUUUU